AUGCCAGAAGCCUAUGAGUACAUAGGCUUUGGUUUCGGCGUUUUAACCUUUCCGUUCUACUGUUUUCUACUAGAAAUGAUAAGAAGAUUCAGCAAAGAAUCAUCAAAAACAAACUCGUUCUACUACAUAUUGUUGCUACAUGGCUACACUGAUUUAGGUAUGUUUACACUUUUUUGUAAGGUUAAGGCUCUGGCUAGAGCCAAGGAUAGAGCUACUGUUAGGACUAGACUAGGACUAAGGUCACGGUAGGGCUAGAGCUAAGACCAGGGCUAGGGUUAAGGUCGCGACUAGGAUCUGGACUAGGAAUAGGGCAAGGCUAGGAUUAGGACCUGAACCAGGGUUAAGGCUAAGUCUUAUGACUAGGGCUAAAACUAAUUUCAGGACUAAGGUUAAGACAUCAACAAGGACUAAAACUAGGGAUAGAAGUAGACUAAAAGAAAGACUAGAUCAUUCCAAAGGCUGGGACAAGGCCUAGGGCUAGAACUACUAAUAGGAUUAGGACAAGGGUUAGAGCUAAAACUAGGGCAAGCACUAACCUCUGUAAUAUUAAGGUCAUGAACUGGGCCAAGGUUAGAGCUAGAGCUCUAAUAUUUUUUUUUAAUACUUGAAACUUAAAACUUAAAUGUGCGUAUUUUACAUUUAUUUAACAAAAUUUAAAAUGCCAUUUUCAGUCUCACUACUGAACAAUUUUGUAUUUUACACAUUGGCACGAUGGGGAGUUUGUCAGCACUGGUAUAUGUGGGCUGGAGAGCCGUUCUUAAGAGCCGGCUUCUUCUUGUCAUGGGCUUGUAAUAUGAUGCAAGCACAAGCUACAUUACUACUUGGAAUCAAUCGAUUCACGGCUAUUGUCUUCUCUCAAAUUCAUAAUAAGGUAGGUUUUUUAACUUUGAUCACUUUUUAUAAAUGUUUUUAUAUAUUUGGAUUUAAAAUACUUUUUUGCGACGAAAUGUCACAAAAUGUAUUGGUUUUUGAAAGGUCUAACAUUUGUAAAGAUAAUAUUUUAUUUUUCAUUCGUAAAAAAUUUAAAUUAUAGAUUAAAGAUAAUUCAAAACGUAGAAGUUACUUUUUCAGCUAAAAAGUGGUAUAAAAUGACGAAAAGCCACGAAAUUUAUUGAUUUUUAAAAUACGUUGUUUUUUGCUGAUAAAACUUAAAUUUGAGUAUUUUAUAAUGUUAAAAUUUUUAUAUACAGUGGAACUCCUGUAUAACGAAUUGCUCGGGGACUUGAAAUUUGUUCGUUAUAUAGGAGUUUCGUUAUACAGGAGUUUUAAAUGCACUGUGUAGUGGUAGUCGGGGAUUAAAAAGUUGUUCGUUAUAAAGGAUCUUUGUUAUGGAAGGGUUCAUUAUGCAGGAGUUCCACUGUAAUAUGAUAAACUGUUAUAUCUUCAUUAAAAAAAUGAAGUAUUAACAUUUUGACGAAAUGUCACAAAAUUUCUUAGUUUUCUAAAAUACGCUUUUUUAAUAAAGCUUUAAACAAAUAUUAACUUAAAGUUACAGUAUUUUCUAUAAAUUAUUAUGUUUUUUGCAAAAAGUCAUGUUUCAAGAGUUUUUGACGAAAUGUCACAAAAUUUAUUGAUUUUACAAAACAUCAAAGUUUUAUACAAAAUGACAAUUAUAGCUAUGGACAAGCUCAAGAGUAGCAAUAACGGCUUUUAUUUGUAUACCUGGCUUGAUUAUGGGUACUGUUGUUAUGUUUACUGAUGUUUACUAUAUGGUGUACAAGUCUACUGGUCUUAUACCGAGAAUGGUUAGGUAUGUGCUUAAAAUGGCUAACAGUGUUUUGGAAUUCCGUAUUUUACACACUUUUUGAAUUUUUAAAAAUUUUGAGUGCUAUUUACAGUAUGAUUAUGUUACAGUGUGUAUGUUUACCGUAAUUGAACCAUAGUUAACGUAAAAUGUUGCAGUAAAGCCCUACCACACGUUGGAUUUGGAGUAUCAGGUCUACUCAUGGUAAUUUACUGUAUUGCUCUCAUAAUUAUGUAUAUGUACAUAUGGUAUGUAGUACGACAACAUCGGUUCAGUACUGUAUAUGAAAAUAAUACCAGCUCUCACAGAGUAAAUGUGCAGAGACGAAGAGAAAAGAAACUCUUGAUAAUGUCAGCAUUGAUUUGUGCUACUCAAGUUGUCGCGACUUCAUUCUUGGGCUACAAGUUCUUUCAUGGCAGCAUCGACCAGGAUCUGAGCUUGUACAAUUUCUUUAGGUAUGGUGGGUAGGGUGGCGCAGGUUAGGGUAGGGUAGAGUAUGGUAGGGUCGAUGUGGGUAGAGGUAGGGUUUGGGAGGGUUUUAAUUUUUUUUAAAGGUUCAAAGAAAAAUGAAAUUUAAAAUCUUUUUUAGCACAAUGUACAGUGCAAUGAACCCAUACUUUGUAAUAGCCUUCAGUGAAGUCAUUCGACAACGUUGUGUUGAAAUAUUUUCUUGUGGAAGCCAACCGACUAAAGUGGAUCCACAAAGCUCAACGCUGGCCGUUAUCACGAGUGGUCGGAAGACACUGACGUUUGGGCAACAUUUGUAA
Bursaphelenchus okinawaensis is the source of this 2511-nucleotide messenger RNA. NCBI's taxonomy places the organism in Eukaryota, Metazoa, Nematoda, Chromadorea, Rhabditida, Aphelenchoididae. The record is from the annotation of a GenBank genome assembly.